AUGUCCUCUACAAAGCCCUUCCACUGCAUUGUGGACGACACCGCCCUCACGGCCAACAUUACCGAGAUCGAGACUUGGGUAGCGCGCGGCGCCAUCACUCUUGUCAUCCCUCUCUACACCCUCGAGCGUCUGCAUGUCUUGAAGAAAGACGCCUCCCAGAUUGGCCAGAAUGCUCGCAAGGCUGUCAAAUUCCUCGACAAGAUGACCUCGGGCAAGAGCGACCUGCCCAAUGAACCUGUCAUCAUUCAGGGCCCCGACGAGCAAUAUGCGACUUGGCAAGAGGUCGAGGCUCACUACAAAGAAGAUCUGACGGAGUCGCGUUCUCGUAAGACUGCCGAAGAAAAAGAUACCGAGAAGCAGUCGGUCACAGAUACUGCGACUAAGCGAUCCUCUGGAGGCGCCCUGUCGCAGAUGCUUCUCGACAAGCUCAACUUUACUGGUUCUGUGCAGGCCGCUUCGCCAGCCUCGACGCCUCCGAUCUCACCAUCUUCUUCCGAGCCACAGAGCUCCAAGACUAGCCCCGAGGUCCGUGCUGCUACCAUGGCCUCUGCCGACAGGAGCCCAGUUCCUCCUAUCCUGAAGGUCUUACUCAACCCUGUGGUCUGGUACGUGCAUGAGAAACAACACGGCAACUCCGAGGUUUUCUUCCUCACCAACUCCGCAGAUACACAGCACUUGGCCCGUGACUUCAAAGUCCCGACCAAGACAAUCCAUCAGAUGCGGAGUGCCAUCGGUAUGGAAGCUGUCUCUCCAGAACAGACCAAAGCAAGUAAAAAGCAGCGCAGCUCUUCAAACUUGACCGAAGUCGAAGUUGAGCCCAAGACCCUUUUCAGCUAUGAAGACGAAAGCGAGGAAGAAGAAGUUGUCUUUAAACCCAGAGGCCGAGGUGCUACGCGCGCCACCGCCAACGGGCGUGCCAGCAUGCGCAAUAAACACCAGCCUCGCUCCCCUCGUCCAUCUUUUAGCAACAACGCGGCGCAGACCCCAACGAGUGCUACGAAACCCAAGAUUCCGAUCGAGGAAAUAGACCCUGAUUCUUUUGAUCGUGGUGGUUUCGGUCGUGGUGGUGGUCAGCUUGCAAAUGUGUCCAACAAUGUCGGAAACCACGUGGGCCAGUUUGGCCCGAAUCGAGCCCCGAAUGGCCCUCGAGGUGGGUUCGCUCCCACUGGUCCUUCUCGCGGUGGACACUAUCGUGGUCGAGGUGGCAUGGAGCGUGGAGGUUCUACCCGAGGCCGUGGCCGACUCUUCGUUCCUUAG
This is a messenger RNA of Cyphellophora europaea CBS 101466, 1257 nucleotides long. RefSeq lists its product as uncharacterized. The transcript has 2 exons. The record is from RefSeq and is a predicted model, not a curated record. The coding region runs from base 1 to 1257 and encodes 418 amino acids. Lineage: Eukaryota; Fungi; Ascomycota; Eurotiomycetes; Chaetothyriales; Cyphellophoraceae.